AGGCAGGAUGACUGGAAUCUCACGAGUUACUGCACUGCUCAGGGCGAGACGAGAAUCAAGGACUCUGCUGCAGAGGAGUGUGGCAUUCUGACACACAUGGGGGAGCCGGUACCUGAACACCAGCUGUCUGAUGCAAUGAAAAUGGAGGCAAGUGGGGGCCUCCUUCCCUGUGUGGGACCAGACACUGGUUUGGCCAGCAGCAAAGAGACUAGUCCAAAUGAGCCCCACAGCAGAAACUCUGUGGUAAUUUGCCAAGCAGUUGGCCGAAGUAUCUUCACUUCCAGAGUCUCCACAGCAGCUGAGAGAGUUGGCUUCAUGCUGCAACAGCAGGAGGAGAAUGAUGCAAGCUGCCCGCUGUUAUUUAUACAGCUCAACGAGCUGCUCAACACGUCGGAGGGCCUGGAGUGGAAGCAGACUGCCAGAUGGAUUAAGUUUGAGGAGAAAGUGGAAGAUGGGGGCGAGAAGUGGAGCAAACCUCAUGUCACAACCCUUUCCUUACACAGUGUGUUUGAACUAAGAACAUGCAUAAAGAAAGGGACUGUCCUUCUGGAUUUAGAUGCUCACAGCUUUAAGCAAAUAGUUGAGCAGGUGAUUGCUGUUCAGAUUGAGGAGCACACCCUGAGACCAGAACUGAGGAAGAAGCUAACACAUGUGCUGCUCCGCAGACCCCAGCACCACACCACAAAGUCUGAGCUGAGGGCAGUGGCUGAGCUCACUGUUGCCUCCUGCAGAGGAAAAGCUAGUAACCUGACAAAUCGAGGAGCUGAUGUCUCAGAAACACCCCUUAAAGAACAGCUAAAAAAUCCGUUCAAGAAGAAGAUCCCAGCUGGGGCUGAAGUGUCGAACAUUCUUGCUGGAGAAGUCAACUUUCUAGAUAAGCCAUUUAUUGCCUUCAUCCGACUAAAGGAGGCAGUGGGACUUGGGGCCUUGACUGAGGUAGCUUUCCCAAGCAGGUUCCUUUUCAUCCUCCUGGGCCCCAGAGCCAAAGUGAAAGCUUACCAUGAGAUUGGAAGGGCCAUGGCCACGUUACUCACGGAUGAGCUCUUCCAGAGAGUUGCUCAUUGGGCUCAGGACAGAGAAGACCUCAUUGCAGGAAUUGAUGAGUUUCUGGAUGAGCUGACAGUGUUGCCUCCAGGCAAAUGGGACCCAACCAUCCGAAUCCCUCCACCAAAAUGCCUGCCCUCUCCACAUAAAAGGAUAUCUAUGCACUUACGGGAAUGGAAAUCUCACUGCAAUGGGAACCUAUGUGCCACUGAGGACAGACAUGCCCAUGGGCACCAGCAUGUCAGUGAAGAGCUAAAGAGAACAGGGAGGUUAUUUGGAGGACUGGUAAAGGACAUCCGAAGAAAGGCCCCUUGGUACUGGAGCGAUUUCUAUGAUGCACUGAACAUCCAGUGUUUUUCAGCUAUUCUCUAUAUCUACCUGGCGACUGUUACCAAUGCAAUUACUUUUGGUGGCAUGCUGGGAGAUGCUACAGAUAACAUGCAGGGGGUGCUGGAGAGUUUCCUGGGUACUGCCAUUGCUGGAGCUACCUUUUGCCUCUUUGCUGGCCAGCCCUUGACCAUCCUGAGUAGCACUGGUCCUGUGCUAGUAUUUGAAAGACUCCUCUUCUCUUUUAGCAAAGACUACAGUCUGAACUAUUUGGAAUUUCGCCUCUGGAUUGGCCUCUGGGUGGCAUUUUUUGGCUUGAUUCUGGUAGCUACUGAAGCAAGUUACCUGGUGCAGUAUUUUACCCGCUUCACUGAGGAAGGCUUCUGUGCCCUCAUCAGCCUCAUAUUCAUCUAUGAUUCUGUGAAGAAAAUGCUGAGCCUGGCUGAUUACUUCCCUAUCAACUGGAAUUUCAAGAUCAAUGACAUCACCCACUACAACUGCAUCUGCAAUUUAUCUGGCACAGGCAACUCCUCCAUAUUGAAUAAGACACUGCUUCCAGACCCUGACAGCCUUGGGGAGUACUGGGGUCUGGAGCCUGCAAACAGGUCCCAGCUGACGAAGAAGGAAUGUUUGCAACUAGGGGGCCACCUGGUGGGCACCAGUUGUAACUAUGUGCCUGACAUCACAUUUAUGUCCUUUGUCUUGUUCCUGGGGACGUUCCUCUGCUCCAUGACCCUCAAGCGCUUUAAAUUGAGCCGCUAUUUCCCCACAGCUCUGAGGAAGCUGGUGAGUGACUUCUCCAUCAUCCUGGCCAUUCUCAUCUUCUGUGGAAUCGAUGCUUGUCUUGGAUUAGAGACUCCCAAGCUCAUUGUCCCCAUUGAGUUCAAGCCCACCAACCCACAGCGAGGCUGGGUUGUAUAUCCUUUUGGAGUGAACCCCUGGUGGAUGUGCCUGGUGUCAGCAGUUCCCGCCAUUUUAGUCAUCAUCCUCAUCUUCAUGGACCAGCAAAUCACAGCUGUCAUCCUCAACCGCAAAGAGUACAAGCUGCAGAAAGGGGCAGGCUUUCAUCUGGAUUUGUUCUGUGUUUCUCUGCUGAUGAUCCUCACAUCUAUGAUGGGCCUUCCCUGGUAUGUGUCUGCCACUGUCAUCUCCCUGGCUCACAUGGACAGCCUGAAAAAGGAGAGCAUAACUUCUGCUCCAGGAGAACAGCCUAAGUUCCUUGGAAUCAGGGAGCAGAGGCUGACUGGUUUGGUGGUCUUUAUCCUCACAGGAACAUCUGUUUUUUUGGCACCUAUUCUCAAGUACAUUCCUAUGCCUGUGUUAUAUGGUGUCUUUCUGUACAUGGGUGUGGCUGCUCUUAGCAGUAUCCAGUUCAUGGACAGAAUGCAGCUCCUUCUUAUGCCAGCUAAGCACCAGCCUGACUUAAUUUACCUUCGUCACGUGCCCCUGCGCCGAGUCCACCUCUUUACCUUCAUCCAGAUGCUCUGCCUGGCUGUGCUCUGGGUCCUCAAGUCAACUGUGGCUGCCAUUAUUUUUCCAGUGAUGCUGCUGGCUCUAGUGGGGAUACGGAAGGCAAUGGAGUACAUCUUCUCCCUGCAUGACCUCAGCUGGCUGGAUGACAUCAUGCCUGAAACAGACAGGAAGGAGGAAGAAGGAAAACUGCCAAGAAGUCCAGAGGCAGAGGAGAGUGACAGUGAGGAGUCUGAAUUAAUGUACCUUGAGAAAGGACCAGAAAUCAAUAUCUCUGUGAAUUAGAGGAAGUGAGGCUCACCGGUGGGACAAAGUGAAAGGGAGUAUUUCCUGAUGGUCUUGCAUAUGCAGGAAGAAGGCAGCUUGCAUUCUGGGAGAAGGUCUCCAGAGCUCUACUGACAUCUCAGGUAUCAAGCCCAGCUGGUGCACAGGUGGUUUAUAGGAAAGGUGCAACACAUGGAAUGAAUGUACCACGAUAUUCAAUUUUAUGAACAAAACAGACAGGUAGUCUCUCUUUCGCACUAACUCUCUUUCAUAUCUCAUGAUGCUGGAUAGGACAACAGCAUUUCCAAAUAUUUGUUCUUCGUUGUCUCUAAUUGGAUACCAUUAGCUAAACCCUGUUUGCCACUGGGUAGCCCAGAGAAUCUAACAAUGUAUGAAAUAGGUGUCCUGUCUAUUAAACUGAUAUUCCUCUGUCAUCUCAAUCCCUUGGUUGUAAAUUCUCUAGCCUCAUUCAAUUAAAAUGAAACCAUGCUUUCUAAACUGAUUCACUCAUUCCCAUUGUAUUGUGCACGCAGGGGAAUAAGUAUUAGUGCCAGGAACAAUCUUCUCAGUGCAAGAGUCACACCAAGCAUUGUAAGUCUCUAACUGAUCCAGAAAUAGUCUCGAGCUCAAUAUGCUGUCUUGGAGCAUCUACAGUGCUAGAAGGUCCAGUUUCUCAAAGAAAAUAAAGGAGGGAGGUUAAACUCAUGCUCAUCUACAACUCAUGAAAAUCUUUCUAUCCAGUGUUUACAGCUCCAGACAGCACCAAGGCAUAUCUCAAGGGAAAGCCUUUGGAUCCUACCUUUCAGGAAAGAAAUCCUAUAACAUCUGUAACUCAGCACAGACAUAUUCCGUGGUCAAUAGAAGUGGCUAAAGUUAUAGAAUUUUACACCCUGGAUUGUGGCUUCUUCCUCUCUGAUAGGGAUGGUGUGCUCAUGAACACAAUAGCUUUCAGCAAAGAUGCUGGGAUGUGAUGGAAUGUGGCAUGCUGGGGGCAAUAAGUUACAUGUCUGUGUUAAAGACAAAAAAUCUGCAGCUUGCUCCAUUUUAUGCUGACCAAAGGCUAAGGAUAUUUUUACAGCAGGGGUGACCAACCUGUGGCAUGGGCAACCUCUGCGUGAGGCAGAUGAUAGAUCAAGGAGGGGACAGCCUGCAAGCAGAUAGGGUAGGAAACAGAAAGAAGAGCAGAAGAUCCAGUAGAGGAAGGGGAUUGGAGUGGCACUUGGGGAGAGUGUGGGGCUAAUUUGUGGCAUAGCUUCCAAAAAAGGUUGGCCUUUGCUGUUUUACAUGAAAAGAAAAUCCCUCUGUACUCAGGUGACUGUUUCUUUUGGUUUAUUUUUUUCAUGCUCUACAAUAGGAGUCAGUUCUAUAUGGAACUGCCCUCCUUUCGCCACAUAUCUCUAUCAUAUCCUGCUGAGCAGCGAGAUAAUAGUUUCUGUGAGGGCUGAGUCCUUGCUCCCUCAGGAUGGACCCACAUCUUCCUGAGGAUGGGGCUCUCUCUCACCAAUGCUUCUGGGACAGGCUGGGCCCCCCAGGCCCUAUCUCCAGAAAGGUAUGGGUCCAUUUUGAAGGAGCCCACAUGAGCUAUUCUCAUGCUGACACUGCCUAGUAGGACAUGAUAAAGGUAUAUGAUUAGGACCUCUCAUAGUGUCUUCUAUUGAGAAACAGACCCCUAAAGCAGAUUUCAGACUUUGUAGGAACAGGUGAAUGGGGCAGGUGUCAUCUCUCAAGACUGUUGUUUCAGGCUUUCUGCAGACUGAGGCAGAUUACUGCCACAUGAAUUACACUUAGGUCACAUUUUCAAGUUUUUCUUCUUACUUAGAAGGCUUGGAAACAUUUUUAAGGGCUUGGGGCCUUGCACACAGCCCUCUAGUGACUAUGGCCAUUUUUAUACAUGCUUUGGGACAUGGCAUCAGGCACUUUAAUUAGCGAGCCACAGUAAUUAAAAGUGCCUGCACAUCACGUGUAUCAGCAUUCCCACACGGAAAAAAUGGUGGCAGGGAGCUUUGAACUAAAAGGCAUCAAACAUGUUUUAUUUCAAAGUGCCCCACCACCAUUUUUUCAGCACCGAGACAUGUGGGGAUGCUGAUACACUGAUGUGGAAGGCUGCCAAAGCACAUCAAUUUCCGUGCUCCAGCAAACUCGAUUAAUCAAGUCUGCUCCAAUGCGCUGGAUUUCCAGUGCAUUGGGGCAGGCUCUGCUCAUGUCUAUAGAAGCCCUAUAUCUCAAACCAGCCCUGGCAGUGUGAAUCUUAAUGCUCCCUGGAGGUGUGAAAGCAAUUGUGUAAUAUUGUAGAUAAACCUUUUCACUUCCAAAAUGUGACCAGCUGGUGCCACUUUUGCUAUAGCCAUGAUGAGGUUGAACAUCUGUGCCUACAUUCCAGUGGCUUUGGAACUUCCCAUGAAAUCCAGAGGAAAGUACCUUUUACUCCACACUCUUCCCAGCCAUCUUCUGAUGAAUUUUAUUUUCUGCUACAUACUUAUUUGAAUAUGUAAAAAUAGAUUUAAUAUUUGAGACAAGCUACAAAAGUUAUUGAUAUCAUAACAUUCAAGAACAUUGAACACUGAACAGUUCUACAGGCCUAGUGAGAGGCAGAUUCCCACCUGCACUGGAACUGCAUUUGGCACCUCAAUUAAGAGAUGGGAUGCAGAAGUAACUUUUAUACCUCCCUUCAUGGUCUCUUCAUUCUCGAGGCUGUUAGGAUUCAAACCAGGCCUCAGCACAAAUUAAGGCAGCCUCAGGAUAAAUCCAACUUGUCUGGUACUUGAAGUUCACCAUAGGAUAGCUAACCAGUCCUAGUUGUUCCUUCCCAUCUCUGACUAGCCCUCCCAGGCCCCAGAAGAUAGGUCAUGAAGGACUGGCAUUAUCAAUUCCAUCCUACCUGAGGUAUUCCCUAUCAAUGGCUGCCAAAAGGUUUCCUUUGCACUUCUGGAAUUUCUCGAAAAAUUAAAUUAGCUUGUGCAGAACCUGGUUCUGGUUUUGAGCUAGCUCAGGAAUCUCUGUGCAGUUGUGCUGCACUACAUUGUCCAUAUACAUUAUAUAUAAUAGUGGCCCCUAUGGUAGUUCCUAGAUCAAGAUUCUCUCCUGCCUUUGAGAGGAGAGAACAAACUUAAACUCUGAAAGCUCUACAACACUUCUAAUUCUGCCUUGUUGAGCUGGGUUCAGUGGAAUCAACCCACUCUACGGAAAACACACCAGUCCUGCUUAACUGGUCUUUAUUUGGCCUGGAUUGCUAAAACAUGAAACAUUUUGGAUUAGAGAUAUUUUCAUAUAAAGAACAUUGUUACAAUUACUUUGUAAUGACAUUCAGUGGAAAGUUAAGAGUUAAUAAAAUAUUGAUGAACAACCUGACAAGUUUUUGAACCCAAGACAUUUGAAAUAUGGAGCAGACUGUCCAUUUGCCAGUGUUUAAAAAUCUGUUUCUUGAUCCUGUGAAUUGAAUAAAAGUGGAUGAGAAUGUUUCUGAAAAUUCCAGACUUUUUCCCCAUCCUGCACUGGGGUAAAACUGAUAUCUUUGAAAGUUUUCGUAAACAUUGAACAAGACAGAAAUAGACCUACCCACCCAUCUCAGAGUAUGGGAGUGACUCACCGUAGAUUGUGGGUUACUGAGGUUCAAAUAUUGCUCCCAAUGAGGCACCCUAAAAAAUUACAUAUACUGUAUCUCUCUACUGCAGUGUUUCCCAAACUUGAUACCUGAGGCACACUUUUUUCUGGAUUAAAAGUGGCAGGAUGAUUCACUUGUACACCCAAAAAAGUGUGUGUGUGUGUGUGUGUGUGUGUGUGUGUGAGUUCACAGGCCAGAUCUGGUCCACAAGCUUGAUCUCACCUUGUGGUCAGGGUCUGAUUCUGUUGGUGGCAGAAAAUGUGGAAAUUUGAUGUGGCAGAGAAGUAGCAGCAGUGUUAAUUGCCACCACUUCCCCACUGCCAGGUUUCCAGAUCCAUGGGGAGCCCUGCGGUCUGGCUGAUAUGGCUCUACAGGCCAGAUCUAACAUUGCUAGGGUGCAGCUACACAAGAUACUUUACUGUGCAGUAGAUUAGUCUACUGCUCAGUAACAUGUCACUGGCUAUAGAAAAUAAGUCUACUGCUCAGUAAUUUGUCACUGUGCAGUAGACUAAAUUUCUGUGCAGUUAACUUGUACCUGUAAAUGCAGGUACUAAAUGAAGUGUGCAGUAAGUACUGCUCGGUAGCACAUGUGUAGAUACUGACCGGGAGCAAAUUUGCUCCCCGUCAGCUAAACCACAAGGAGGGCAGCUUCCUGCCUGAGCCAGAGUCACAGGGCUGGGAGUUUAUCAUGCCCAUGGCAGGGAAGGCUU
Alligator mississippiensis (American alligator) is the source of this 7416-nucleotide messenger RNA. It is a transcript of the gene SLC4A9, whose product is annotated as solute carrier family 4 member 9. The transcript has 22 exons. Bases 97 to 3126 code for a protein of 1009 amino acids. Gene Ontology annotation, biological process: monoatomic anion transport; transmembrane transport; bicarbonate transport. Gene Ontology annotation, molecular function: sodium:bicarbonate symporter activity; solute:inorganic anion antiporter activity; monoatomic anion transmembrane transporter activity. The record is from RefSeq and is a predicted model, not a curated record. Lineage: Eukaryota; Metazoa; Chordata; Crocodylia; Alligatoridae. Gene Ontology annotation, cellular component: plasma membrane; basolateral plasma membrane.